Molecule: messenger RNA, 1109 nt
Organism: Saccostrea cuccullata (small rock oyster)
Lineage: Eukaryota; Metazoa; Mollusca; Bivalvia; Ostreida; Ostreidae
Exons: 3
Coding region: 125-655 (176 amino acids)
Source: RefSeq, a predicted model, not a curated record
CAAAGACUAGUUUGUUAGUUAAAUUAAAGGCGAUAACGCUGCACAAAGUUUGAUUCAAAUGUAAUUGAUAAACCUUGGACGAUAUCAGUACUGAACUGUUUAUGCAGGUGCACAUUGUGAUAAAAUGGAGUCUUCCACAGACCGAAUUUCCUCAAAAUUGGAAAUUUUAAAAGCAGAUUUGAAAGCAAUGAGGUUACAAGACGUGAAAUUGAUGAUGCAGCUUAUAGGAAUAAAUGAAUCUAUCCAGAGUUUAGCUAAGUCACGCCGUCAGACUCCAAAUAGACAUCCUCGAAUAAUGUCCACUGCCGACUUCAAUGCUACGGCCACGCCUUUAGUUAGACAACAGAGUGCUCCAACUUACAACAAGCUACACAGAAACAACAGCACAGGGUCCAUUGAGUCAACUGGAGAAAUUGGAGGUUCUGUUGAAGACAUCAACGAAGAAACAAUUGAUGAGCUUGAUGAUUGCUUAAAUUGUUCGUUGACGUCAUUUCCACCUCCGAUACCCACAAUUCCAAAGUCUCAUUCUCUCGCAGUGAUGACGCCACUUCCGGACGAUGAAGAUGAAGUAGACGACAGUAAAUACGAGGGGAUUUUAGUGACAAAUAUCAAACUUUGGAAAUAUUCACAACAGAAGUGUCACCAUAAGACGUGAAAUAUCUUCAUUAGACCAACAGAGGAUUGUUUCUCAUAUUAUAUGAACAUCAAAGUAAUUCAGUCUAACAUCAUGACCGAGUCGAUGCACUAAACUACACUGUAAGCUAGAUGAGAUGGGAACUGUAUUUUAUUUUAUAGGAACUAUAUUUUGAAGCACAGUUUUAUGUGCCUAGUUCUUUUGAAUGACCAUGGAUUUUCCGUAAAUAUAUGCGUGGGUUUCUUAACUCCCUCGGGUGUUGUACGAAUUGAGCUGACAGUGCAUUUAGAUGCAGAUGCAUGUGGCAAAUACAAAUUUUGUCUUAUUGUGCUGGUAACCGCAAUUGCGAAUAUGCAGUUGAAAUCAGUAUAAAAGACUUACUGCCAAGGAAUCAAUGCAAUAAAGAACUAUUAAAGAUAGCUCUACGUCUUAGAGGUCAUUAUUAAUGGUGAUCAGGAAGUAUCGUGUGGAGUGU